Molecule: messenger RNA, 6100 nt
Organism: Zeugodacus cucurbitae (melon fly)
Lineage: Eukaryota; Metazoa; Arthropoda; Insecta; Diptera; Tephritidae
Exons: 15
Coding region: 347-4849 (1500 amino acids)
Molecular function (GO): protein binding
Source: RefSeq, a predicted model, not a curated record
CAUGAGAGUAUUGUAUAUCAUGUCAUUUUUAUCUUUGUUGUUGGUCAACAUUUAAUGUGCUUUGUGUGCUUAUUCUAAAAUAGUCCUGAAUUAAUACGUUUGUGCAUUUAAUUCUUUCGUGCAUUAAUAAAGAAUUUCAGCCAAGUAAUGUGUAAUUUAAUAAUAAUUAAUUAGUAGUAUAGUGUAGUGCAAAUUAACUAAAAGUUCAGUGAAUGAAAUUGUGUGGAGUAUGCAUUGAAUGUCCAGACAUUUUAGUAACAAAGGAUAAAGAAAAAAUAACAACAGUAAACACAGUUUUGGGAGAGUUUUUGUGAAGUUGUAUUCACAAGUGAAACGAUUCGCUAAGAUGAUAGCAAAUAAUUCGACUCAAUUGUUCCAACAAAGUAAUGAAUCUCAAGCCUCGGCGGAUGGGUGCAUGAAUUCGAGAAUGUUGGAUAAUGAGCCGUUGCUUCCACCAACAAUCAACAACUCUGCGAUAACACUGGAUAGACAAAGCUCAACCGCCAUGAGCAGUAUUUCAAGUGAUGACGCUUCACUUGACGGCCAUUAUGCGUUGGACAUUAUAGAAGGACAUUUUCUGCAAGACUUUGAUGUGAGAGACAUCUGGGAACAUGUACAAGAUAUCUUUACCACACCUGAAAAACAAUAUAUAAAUGCGAAUCUACAAAGCGAUAAUGAGAGUACACAACAUUCCACCACCGACAGUCAAGAAGUGUUUCGUGAGGAGCAAGUUUCGCGUCUAUUUGCUAUAUUACGCAAUAAGGAUCAUACUCAAAUAUGCAAAUUCAAAGAGAAUUUGCGCAUGGAUUAUAUAUGGCUCAUGCGUCUUUUCGACAAUAUCAAUAAAGUGGAUUCUAGUAUUUAUGUGGAUUUGGUACACGAUUUGCAUUCGAAAGUUAGCCUUAAAUAUGACGACUACAAUGUACAUCGUUCAAUGCCGUUUCGAAAUUUACGCAAUGCCUUACUUACGAUGCCAAUUCAAGGUCGUGUGAUAUUAACUAGCGAUUUCGGUUAUGGGAAAAAAUGGCUCGCCAUCGACGUUUGCACGGAUUUUGAUGUGGCCCAAUCAAUGAAUUUUCGAAUUUACUGGAUCGAUAUGGGCGAGUGCACGAACGCAUUGGAAGAUUUACGUAUGUUACGUUAUUUAAAACUUUUGCUGACCAAACCGACACGUUCACCUUCGCCAACCGGUUAUGGCUCACUAGAACGUUUCGAACCGAAUACGAAUGCAUUUAAAAAUUCAAUAGAUGAAACUAAACAUCUAGUAAGUCAAGAGCUCAAAAAGAAUGCGAAUAGAAAGUGCCUUGUCGUAUUGGUGAAUGUACGAAAUACGCAUGCGUUGGAAGUCUUCAAUUUGCCAUGCAAAUUACUUGUACUUACACGCAGUAAAAAAGUUAGUGAUUCAUUUGCGCAAAAACUUAGCACAACAUUGCGUCUGAAAAAUGGUCUAACAAAAUUCGAGUUCUAUAUGCUCUUUGAAAAGUAUUUGGGUCAUCAGAAUUUGGUGAAAAAAUAUAUGGAUUUGAUUUAUGCGCACAGCAAUGAACAUCCAUACUUGCUCAGCUUGAUUGGGCAGAGUCUACGUCAAAAUUUGGACAACUGGCAGGAUUGGAUUGAUAAAAUGCAAGAAUCAAAAUUUGUUGACCAUAAAUUCAAAGCGGCCAUUGAAAAGAGUCUCGACAGUUUACAACCGGAGUUGAGAAAGACGUUCACCAAGACAUUCAGUUGCUUUCCGCAUGCCAUUUAUGUGCCACAAAAGUUGAUCGCUGCGAUUUGGUCUGCGGGCAGGUGCGAGAAAGACUUGGAUAAGUUGUAUCGACAUGGUUAUCUAGAAAAAUUUAUUUCACCACGUGGUGAGAUCUGCUACAAGCAACUAUUUGUUUACGGCAAAGCAAUGCAAAACAAUGAAGUGACAGCAAAUGAUAUGAUGGAAAUGCAUAGAAAGCUGCUUAAUUAUUAUCAUUUAGUUGAAGAUCUGACGGCACGCACUGAAGUUUUGCCAUUCAAGCGUCAUAUACAUGACUUCUACUUUUUCUCUUGUAUUGGUUAUCAUCUCAAAAAGGCUGGCUUCACUGACUACUUUCCUCAGCUCUAUUUGGACUUUGGCUUUCUGGAGCAAAAACUACGCAAAGUCGAUAUGCUAAGUACAAUUGCCGAUCUAGAAACUUAUCACGAGUAUAUUGCACCAGACAUGGAGACACACAAAAUAUUUCGUGCAAUACGUAAAUUUUUACCCAACAUCGAAAAGACAUUGCAGGAAUCAAGCAACACCACACUGCUGCAAUGCGCCUUCAUGGAGGAUGGUUUAGUGGGCAAUGAAGCGCGCAAACAAGCUGCCGCUUUUCCGAAUUUCGCAUGGUUUGAACAGGACGGCUGUAUACAACAAUGUCACAAUAUUUUACCACUACCAAGCAUCCCGAAAAAGGUCAUAUUACUCGAUCAAGAACGUGCAUUAAUUGCCUUGAGUUCAGCAAUCUCGUUGAUUAAUAUAACUUUUGAUUGGAAUACGUAUUCGCUGAAACUUAAGGACCCCAUGAAGGGCAAAUCAAACGUAGUUGAUAUACGUUUUUUACGUGACAAUAAUGCGUUUAUGUUAUUAGCCUUAUAUAAUAAUGGCAAUAUGAAAGUUUGGUAUCUACCGGGUGAUUGCAAUAUGAACCGUCGCAGGUCUGAUACAUUUCCGAAUAAAGCUGUAAAAGAAAUUGAGUGUAUCAAUUGUAUACCAACUAAUAACUUGCUUAAACCAAUCGCUGCUUUUGAUGUUGAUUACGGCGUUAACACUAAACAGCCCACUUUACAUUUGGCUUAUAGAACCGGGGAAAUUAAAUUUAUUGAGUGGCGAGGCGAAAAUAAGAUCUUUGUGCCAGUAAUAUGUGAGCCUUUGAAAACCAGAAUAACCGAUAUAUGUAUACUACGUAAAGUCUUCGAACGUUAUUAUAUAGUGUGCAACAAGAAUGGUGACAUAUGCAUUUUCGAUACACGCGAUUACUCGAAUCCACGUGGCGUCGAACCAUUUAAGCACCUAAUCGAAACAAUCGAAUUAACGCGAAACGAACUGCUCUUAAUAUGUCGACGUUGCAUUGUAUAUUUUUCAAGAAAAUCUAUCAAUGAAAUCGAUCCUUUGAACUAUGUACUACAUGAAAGUGAUCUAACAGCCGAUGAUGCAAAUAAUGCAAUCAAUUGUGCCAAACUGUUGUACAUCAAUGAGCAUAAGCACCUACUUUUGGGCACCAAGAAGGGUCUCAUAAUGUUUGACAUCGAAACGCGUACAAAAGUGCUGACGACAAAUUUCAACGAAGAAAUCACUUGUGUUGACAUACAGUUGUUGGAUCGCACCAAGAACAAGUAUGUAGUGGCGUGUGGCUCCAACGCGCAUAAGUUCAUCAAUUUGUUUGCAUUGCGCACCGAUGCCAAUGGCAAACCUUUGCUCAGGUGGUCAAGUAGUUCAAAAACAUUGCAAUCGAAGCACGCUGCGGUGGACCUACAGAUGCCGCCAUAUGUUACGCUCAAGGGCGACAAAUUAUAUACGGUGCAAUAUGAUGGGGGUGAUGAAGCGACGUUGCUGGCGGUUGAUUCUCAAAAUCAGUUACAUAGAAUUGAUGCCAAUGGUCAUACGAGAGUAUACGAACAAGUGCCGAACACGAUCACUGCCAUUACACAAUACGGCGAACAGGCAUUUGUGGGUUGUGCGAAUGGCGAACUUAUACGUUUGAAUUUGAAUGCAACUGCAACGGCAACAGUGGAAACAGUGUUUGGUGCGCAGCCGAUUGAGUUUUUACAGUUGCUCAAUGAACACACACUGAUUGCAGUGGCUAAAAAUGAGUUUGUGGUUUAUGCUAAUUUGAAUUAUGGAGAAUGUAAGCGAUUUCCAAUACGCCAUAAAGUUGUGCGUUGUUUUCGUUUGACAACUGGCAAAAUGCUUAUAGUUCUUGCAAGCGGUGAAUUUUUGAUUUUGAAUGAAUGUGCUGAUUUAAUAUACCCUUACCGACCAAGAGCAUCUGUUAGUAUUGUUGAUUGCGAUUUCCAAAACAAUCAACUCUUUAAUGUAACACAACACUAUAAAAUCGAGAUUUUCGAUCUAGCCAAUUCGCUCAGUCCCACACAACCGAAUAUGACCUAUAAGAAAGAUGAUAUGUUGGACAUCUAUGUUGGAGCAAAAGUCAGUUGUAUAGCUGUGUCACGCAAAGCGAACUUAAUCGCAGUCGGUUGCUAUAAAAUUACCGACCAUGAGGAAAACGACAUAAGCAUACAUGUUUACGAUUGUCAAUUACACGUUAAACACAUCGAUUUACUCUACACACUCAAGGGACAUAAUCUACCCAUCAAUAGUAUGCGUUUCUCGCCCAACGCCUGUGUGCUAGUCAGCUGUGCCGAGCAGAUAUGCUGGUGGAGUAUGCACAUGGCGGCGUGUAAGCUGAACAAUACCGUUGCAGUUACCGCACACGACCGUAGCGAUCAUUCACGCUUUUCCUCCGAUAGUGAUGACGACGAUGUAGCGAAUAUACAGCACUUAACACUGGACAAACUCGAGCCAAUUUUGGAAGAUAUUUCAAGGCGCGCACGUUAUGACACACGCCCACCAACAGAUGUCACACCAGUCGAUGAUGUCGUUGAUUACGUUAUUGGCGGCGCUGAUGAUGCCGUUUGGAAGACAAAACAUGGCCCGGCAACAAAUUGUGAAUUGUUGGCCUGUAUCAAAUUUAAUGGCAGUGAGGCGCAACAAUUUUUCGCAAAUGAAGCUUUCACCAGGUUUCAGACGAUCGAUAAUGGUGGCAGUUAUUAUGUAUUGACACUGCAUGAUUUCAAUGCGUCUGAGCGCGCUUAUACGGAUGUUGAUGUGGUCACCUGAUCGGCUGACAUGAGAAUUCGUACACCAAGGGGGUGUACGAAAAGGCGUUCUCUAGCGAAGUAUACGCCUGUGUUUGCGACUGCGGUAUUUUGCUACCAACUAAUAUAUUUUAUAAUUUAUUUUUGUAAAUUUCACUGCGAUCUUUUUGCAUGUGAUGCUUAAUGGCAAGCUAAAAGUCAAAAGGCCAAAAGUCAAAAGAACAAUGCCAAAAGAAAAAAACAAUCACAAAUGCUAUGUAUUUUUACAUAAAUCAAUUAGUGUAUAAGUAUUAAAGUUUUCUACGGCAAUCAACUACACAUGACAACUAUUACGUAAUUAUUUUUAGUUUAUAUAAUGCAAACAAAUGGUGACUUCAGUGUGCAACAAAUUGGUGCCAAAUACUAAUUUACACCAUAUACAACAUAUUGUAAGUCUUCCAAUAGCGAAAGACACCCUUAAAGCGGUCUCACUUGAUAUUUAAAUGUAUGCAUGUUCAAAAUAACGUAUUCCAUACUUGACAAGCCAAUUAUACCAUAAGCCACAUUUGAUAUGCAUACAUGUUUAUAUGUUUUUGUAAAUGUUGCAUUUAUUUUAUAGCAAUAACUGCCACGUUGAAGCAUUUAUAAAUUUUGUGCGAAUGCUAAAGUUAUAUGGCAUAUUGAGAUGUACCUCCGUUUGUGGGGUAUUCUUGAAAACCAAAUGUAACGACAAGUUUCUCAGGAUGUUUAAAAUGAUACAAAUUGUGUCCAUUCACUUAGGCCGACUUAAGCUGUUUCAACAUAUUAUUGUAAAUAUAUGUACAUACAUAUAUAUGUACAUAUAUAUACAUAUAUAUACAAAAUCUCGUUGAUCAUGAAUCAUGCUCUUGUAUGCGUGCGAGUCUGCACUAGUGUAGAGUUUUUGUUGCAAUUAAUAAUUAUGUUUUAUUUAAAAACAAAAAUAAUUUUUUUAUAAAGUCAUAUUUGGUAUUCUUUUUCAAAUUGUUCUUUUAUACAUAUACAUAUCAACAUGCUUUUUAAAGUGUCAUAAAUAUUUUUAACUCAAAUUUACCAUAUUUUAUGAUUUUCAAAAUUAUUAUUUUUUAAUUUAUAAUAAACGGACGUAAAAUAUAAUAUGUUAAAAUUUACAAUAGCAGAAAACUGUAUGUAUUCCAAAUUUUAUUAUAUUAUCAGCUUCCAAUUUUUAUAUACAACUAUAUGAUAUUUUUGUAACAAAUAAAAAUUAAAAUAUAAAAAAAAUACAAAAAGAAUAAAAAUCAAAAUAAAAAAGAAA